UUACAGAUCUUUCAAGAGUCUUGAGUUUUUGUUGAGCAUUUUCACUUCUUAAAUGUUCAGCACUGUGGAUUCCACCCGGAGACUGAAGAAGACAUUGCUACUCGGCGAGAAAAAUAUGUGUCAACCAGCCAACGUAACUCUAGCCCAGGCUGGCGCAGAUACACACUAUGAGCUUCAUUUCUGAGACCCACUUGCUGACCAUUGUUCCAGUGGAUCUGUCCUCCACCGCUUCCAGGAAACAUGCUUCCUUUCUGGUGGUCUUGUGGAUCACUGCUACCUCUCCUGGUCCUCUGCUCUGCACAAGACCACUGCGGAAACCAGGAAAGCCACAACAAUUGUAGCGUGCUUAAGACCCUGCGGUGUUACAAUAACUACCACUCCCAUGUCCUCUGUAGCUGGGAGGAGAACAUGCCUACCUCCUCACAAGCCUCACUGGCACUUUACUAUUUGGACACCCAAGAAAGUUACUCCAAUGAGACACUGUGCAAACAAAUGACUGAGGGAGGCAAGAGACCAGAGGGAGCGAGAGAGAUCCCGUGUAAACCAAUAGGCAAGCCGGCACCAACCGUCGAUGGCAGCAAAUUGACAGUCCAGUGUCAGUAUAACCCUAGCCAGGAUUCCUUCAGAAUCUCCACCAACCAUUGUGUUUACUUCAAGACGCCGUCUCCCUCUCGCCUGCCGAAAGCUCUGCCUCUUGAUCGGAACAUCAGGAUUCGUUUACCUGUCAACCUCUCAGAGCAGGCAGUAGAAGGAGGUGGGAGGCUUCUCACCUGGUCCAGCCCCUACCCCCAAUCGUCUUCUCUGACCUCCACUCUCAUCUACCAGGUCAACUACAGGAGCUACCGCCAGGAUGACUGGACAGUGGUGGAGACUAACGACACCCAGCUGAAGGUGGAGGCUGGGGCGCUGGGGCCUGGCACCAAGCAUGAGGCCAGGGUGAGGGCCAAGGGAAAGAUAGGUCUGUGGAGCGCGUGGAGCCCCCUGGUGACCUGGCUGACUGAAGGUCCCCCCAGCGUGGAGUGUGCUCUGGACAAUGACACUGUGGUGACAUGCACCUGGGAGGUGAACAGAACCCUGGCCCAGAUCAUUACAUUCAAGCUGUACUGCAAAGACAGUUACACUGCACUAGACCAGGCAUGCUGCACAAACCCCAAUGUCAGGGCUUCGUCCGGGGAUCUGGUACUGGUUUACAGCUGCACCUUCUCCGUCAGGGACCUGGAGCACCUGGAGGUGAAGCUCAUCCCCACACGAGACAACUCCAAAGUCUUCAAACUCCACAAAAACAUUCGUCUAGACCAACCAACAGGCGUGAGAAUUGAGGAGAAACAAAAAAACUGGAUUCUCCGUUGGAACAAAACUGGAACAUUAAAACUGGAAGUGUCCUAUGAAGUACAUUACUGGAAUACUAAGAACCCGAAUGAUAGUACAUUUCACAAAGUACAUAGGCCCCCAUACACCAUCCCCUGGGUGUCCCUACACCCGUCUGACCAUUACCGGGUGCAGGUCAGAGCUAUAUUAAUACCGGAAAACCCAAUUGAAGGACUCCCUUCGGAAUGGUCCGACCCAGUGGAAUGGACAUCACAACCCCCUGAUGAUUUCUGGUCCUUCACCUUCAUCUAUGUCUUCAUUGCUGUUGUGGUUGUCAUCGUCUUCAUGGCUCUGUAUGUGUUCAUACCAGCCUGUCACAAGAGGAUGGUCUUAUGGGAGGUGUCUGUUCCGACACCUUUCAAGAGCAAGGUACUGGAAGAGGUCAUGAUGAACUCCCCUGAUAGCUCGUUUUUCUCCCAGAGUGACAGAUGUGAGAAGACGUUCAUCUGCAGCCUACAGAGCCUGGAGAUCAGGGACCAUGUCAGACUCAGCUCUACUUGCUCUUCUGAUGAUCCAUUGUGGUCGCUUCAAGACGAAAACGGACGGUUCUGCUCCAUCAACAGAGAGGGGAGCUUCUUAUCUUCUUCCUCAAAGCUGUUGUCCAUGGGCAGCCCAUCUGUUACAGACACGUCGGGAUUGAGCUUCAGUGGCCCAUACAUUUUCUGCGGUGACACUACGCCGACGUCAAUCAGCACUCUGAGGCUACAGUCUCCCAGUGAGGCGUCAGACAACACUCUCUCCAAUAACUGCCCUGCGGUUGCCAUGUCGCCGGCCCCACCCGUUUUGGUGUCGUGCGAUGACUACGUGGUGAUGCCUCAGGUCACCCGGUCCAUGGAGGACCUGUCUGGCGGCCUCACGAGUGACAACGACCCUAGCGAUAGCAACCAUCGCAGCGGCUCCGAGGGACACAAAUCAGAGCUCUUUCUGCCGGCAACCGCACCUAGCCCCACCCACUCCUACCCGCUGCCCAGUGAAAAUGAAGACCCGCCUCCAGAGUACACGCCACCCAUUACUGGCCCAUUUACAAUGCCUUCCCUGGGCCCUUCUUUCCACACCACUGGUUACUGCUUCCUCCCAGGCAUGGAGGCAACGGGAGGCUGGGACCACACCCAGCCACCUGGGCCACCCGAAGGGGUCAGUGUUGAGACAAUGCGUAGGCAGGGCGAGAGCAGCAUCAGGAUCCUUGCUUCAGACUGUUAAAUCUAAGAGCUUAGCUUAUUCCAGGCUAACCUUCUCUGCUGCUGCCGUUCCUGAAUACCGGCAACUAUCAGUAGAUGGCAGCGCAGAACUCGAUAUAUGUCUGAACUCAGAGAAUGCCAGUGGACUCUAAGGAUUGACUAACACAACAGCAUAGUGGAAGCAGACAGAGAGGGCUUUCACUACAUCCCAUGGAAUGAACAUGUCUGAGGGUGAAUCCUAAACCUUGAAUCCCAAAUGUGGAAUAUAGAUGGAACUAUAUUAAAGGUCCAAUGCAAACAAAAACAUUUCAUGCCACUUCCUCACUUUAAGGUUGACAAUGAACUUUUGCUUAAGAGGUCUGUGUUGGUUGGCACUGUACUUCAGACAACACCCAGAGGACCUGACUGACUGAACUCAGGGAAACUCAUCCAGUGACGCGUUUGAUGUGUGGUGUGUUAGACUUAAAGUGCAGCUCUACAAAGAUGAAAACAAAUGUGUACUUUCAGACAACUUUUUAGCUAUUAUGAAUAUGUUUUGUUCUUCUUAUAUCUAAGGCUUAUUUAUAAAUCAUUUCACUUUCUUUAUUUUACAUGUUUUAUUUAUUUUGGAUAUUAGGGUUUCAACCACUGUUUUAAUUUCAUUUAACUGAUUUUGUAUAAGUCAUGUGUUAUUUUACGGUGCACCAGAUUUCAUAAAUAUAGUCUCCUGCCUCUGUUGGUUUCAUUAGACUAUGUAAUUCACUGGGGUGGAGUCAGAGCUAUAUAAGGACACAGUGUAUAUACUAUGAAUCAAGCAUACACAGUCGCUUUGAAAAGCUACAAAACUCCACAAAAUUUUCCAUGAUUAGAUGGAUAUUAUUUCAGUGCAAAAUUAACUAUUUCUGUACCUACAACAUUCAUUAAGAUUAAUUUUUAUAUCACUUUUCUGCUUUUGUGGACCUUAUUUUUUUGGUAAUGAAAUGUUGAACUGUAUUUUCAGGAGAUCAUAUGCUGUGAUUUGGUCACAUAAUAAUGAUUGCAUCAACAAAUGAUUGUGUGAUUACACUGUAUGUUGCACUAGUACUAAAGACAAAUAAAACCAAAUAUUACUAUUUUAUAACCUAUAUUACUUUUGAUAUUACCUAUAGUUCAAUAUACAGCUCCGGAAAAAAAUAAGAGACCACUGCAUUUUUCUUUCCUUUCUGAAAAAGUCGAAAAGGAAGGUUUUGAGUGAGGAACAGAAUGUUGUAUGUUGGCUGUGUCAGAUAAUAACAUUCUGGGUGAGUCACAAUUCAAUAGUCUAAACACAGAUAUACUGUGUAGGCCUGAUACCACAUAUUUACAGAUAGUGUAUGGGUCUAAUACCACAUGUACACACAGAUGUAGUCUUUAGGCCUAAUACCACAUGUACAUAUUUACAGACUUUGUCUUUAGGUCUAAUACCACCUGUACAUAUUUACAGACUUUGUCUUUAGGCCUAAUACCACAUGUACAUAUUUACAGAUAAUAUGCAGUGCCACAAAAAGGGUAUGGGUCUCCAUGGUUUUCUCAAAUUUUGCAUAUUUUUUACUGCAUAUCAACAGAUGUCAUCAUCUAAAACAUAGACAGAGGGAAUCCCAGUGAACGGAAAACAGAUGAUAUUUAUGUAAUUUAUUCACUUAACAAAGUCAUGCUGGGCCCGGCGUUACAAGUUCAGCUGGGGUCAAUGAGGCGGCAGGCAUCAUUUGUAUUCACGGGACACAGCGUUCUCUAGGGUCACGCCAAGGUCCGUCGAUUGCUGGACACAGCGGAGUUGUCAACUAUGAUGGAGAGGCCCCCUCCGCUGCCCCUCACCCCCCACCCCUCGCCCCGGAGUGGAGCAGCUCUGGUUGAGGUUGAGGUGGUGGGCUGCCAUCCAAGCAGCGAUGUCUGCCAGGCAUGUAAACAUUUGUUGCCCACCUGAGUGUCAGAAAAGGGGUGCGGAGAUAGUUGACCAUGUUGAAGUUCAUGAAGUCCCCCUGGAGACAGCUGAGCUAGAGAAUUGUGACAAUCUGACUAUUUUAAUUUCAUUGCAUUUUGUGUUUUUAUUUUCACUGUAAAGCAUAUUGAAUUGCUUCUUUGUAUUGCUUCUAUGAAUUGUGCUAUAUAAAUAAAGUUGCUUGCUUGCUUGCAUCAUCCAAAUUUAAA
Molecule: messenger RNA, 4691 nt
Organism: Esox lucius (northern pike)
Lineage: Eukaryota; Metazoa; Chordata; Actinopteri; Esociformes; Esocidae
Gene: csf2rb
Product: colony stimulating factor 2 receptor subunit beta
Exons: 15
Coding region: 241-2568 (775 amino acids)
Biological process (GO): immunoglobulin mediated immune response; cytokine-mediated signaling pathway
Cellular component (GO): external side of plasma membrane
Molecular function (GO): cytokine receptor activity; protein binding
Source: RefSeq, a predicted model, not a curated record